This is a messenger RNA of Pseudomyrmex gracilis, 1317 nucleotides long. Its product is annotated as NKAP family protein CG6066. Gene Ontology annotation, molecular function: chromatin binding. The transcript is spliced from 4 exons. Gene Ontology annotation, cellular component: nucleus. Gene Ontology annotation, biological process: regulation of gene expression. The coding region runs from base 321 to 1139 and encodes 272 amino acids. NCBI's taxonomy places the organism in Eukaryota, Metazoa, Arthropoda, Insecta, Hymenoptera, Formicidae. The record is from RefSeq and is a predicted model, not a curated record.
UGCAUUUCCUGCAUUAGUUCGUUCCAUCUUGCUUAACUGAACACAGCCUUGAAAGAAGAGAAAGCGCAAGAUAAGUUGGAUUGCAUCAGCCAUAUCGGUUGGAUGUGCGCAGUGAAUAUUUUUGGACAAUUGUCGGUGUUUUACACCACUUUCUUUAUUAUUAUCUUUAAUUUAAACAAAUGCACAACUCCGUGGCUUGGCGUCAGGAACCCAAUCCACGGUUUUAAACCUGUUAUCAAAAAGACAUAGAAUGGCGUAUGGACUAGCUUUAUAGGUCUACUGAGCCAAAAGAGCACCAAACCCAACCGAGAAAGCGCAAGAUGAUGAACGAAAAAAUGAUGGACGCGCGUAGACGCGAAAGAGAAUUAAUAGGAUUACGUGGAGUUCGUGAGGCUUGGAGUAAAUCUCCUAUACAGAUCGAAUAUAGUUCUGAUGAUGAGGAGGAAGACUUCAGCAAACACAAGAUCAAAGAUAUUGUGUCAAGAGACAAACGAAAGAGACACAGUAGUAGUUCCAAAAAGAAGAAACAUAAGAAGGAGAAAAAAGCAAAGAAAGAAAAGAAAAAAGAAAAAAAGAUGAAAAAGGAAAUGAGAAAAGAAAAAAAGCAAAAGAAAAAUUUAAAGAAAUCUAUAGACAGUGACAAUUCUGACGAUAGCAGCAGUAACAACAGCAGCGAGGAAGAGAUCUGGGUGGAAAAAAACACAGUUACUGAAAAACCAAAACCAAGAAAGGAUUCUAAUUCGGACAACAGUGGAGAUGAUACUGCGAUUGGACCAGCUCCAAAGCCACAUGUAACUCUUUCAGCAAAAGAUUUUGGCAAAGCGCUGUUACCAGGCGAGGGUGCGGCAAUGGCUGCUUAUGUCGCUGAAGGAAAACGCAUACCUAGAAGAGGUGAAAUCGGUCUUACAUCUGAAGAGAUAGCGUCGUAUGAAUCUGUUGGUUAUGUCAUGAGUGGCAGCAGACAUCGUCGCAUGGAAGCUGUUCGUAUACGUAAAGAAAAUCAGAUUUAUUCUGCAGAUGAAAAGCGCGCCUUGGCGAUGUUUAGCAAGGAAGAACGGCAGAAGAGAGAGAAUCUUAUAUUGGGUCAAUUUAGAGAGGCUAUUAAUCAAAAGAAGCUAGCGCAAGAGAAGAAAAAUUGAACAUAGAAUCUUAUGUACAUAACACAUAAUGCAACGCAAUUUUAAAAUAAACUUUCUACAAUUUUCCAAGCUUUUACAUAUGUUAUGACAGAUGAAAUUGAUUUGUAUGACUAUGAAGUUAAUUGUAUGAUAUAUGUAUUUUAUGUAUGUAUAUGUAAUAUAUGUAUGUGUGUGCGUA